This is a messenger RNA of Entrophospora candida, 620 nucleotides long. The record is from the annotation of a GenBank genome assembly. NCBI's taxonomy places the organism in Eukaryota, Fungi, Glomeromycota, Glomeromycetes, Entrophosporales, Entrophosporaceae.
GCCAGAAAAAUUUAAUACAAUAAGAUGCGGAGAAAAAAUUGCAUGCCCGAAAUGGAUUUCGGAAGAUGACUACAAAAUGAUACAAUCGAUUUGGACACCUUUUGUAUCAUGUCUUGACGAAGAAGCACAGGAUUUUUUAAUAAAAAUUUUUUUAAAUGAAAGUGGUGAACAACUAAUGAGAAUUUUUCUACUUGUUCAUUGCAGUAACGAACUUGUAUUUCCCCCCCAUUCAGUAAUGUCGGGUGGAGAUGUUUCUGAAGCCAGUUAUGGUGGUUUUAUCAUCCACCCGACAUUAAUGUGGCUAUUAGAAGGCUUAGAAUCUCAUUUUAAAUAUGUACCUGGGGAAAUAGCAUUGGGUUGUAUAGACUCGUGCAGGUCACGAUACAAACAACCGGAUGUUUCACAGCUCUGUGAUGGGGUAUUUAAAUUCGAUAAUCUAGAGCUUGCGCAUUUGGAAAUGAGUGGCGGGCAUGGUUUGGUUGAUAAACCCCGCUCAACAUGGGAUCAUGUAAAAGGAUUCGUUGGUUGUUUGUAUAUGUUAGAUGAAUUAGCAUUUAAAUAUCGAAAUGGAGAUCCUGAUAUUUUCUGUAAGAUUAAAGUAUUUUUUUUACAUACAUUUG